Messenger RNA from Anopheles cruzii, 2910 nucleotides. RefSeq names its product beta-galactosidase-like. Lineage: Eukaryota; Metazoa; Arthropoda; Insecta; Diptera; Culicidae. Gene Ontology annotation, biological process: carbohydrate metabolic process. The coding region runs from base 55 to 2004 and encodes 649 amino acids. The transcript has 7 exons. Gene Ontology annotation, molecular function: beta-galactosidase activity. The record is from RefSeq and is a predicted model, not a curated record. Gene Ontology annotation, cellular component: vacuole.
GCGAACGAUGUAUCAUCGAUAACGCUUCAGUUUAUCGCCAUACGACGGAACGAGAUGUUUGACGAUCGAAACCACUGGCCAAAAUGUCGGAACAGGUUCAGCAAACUUUUACCGCUGUUGCUACUAACGGUGGCAAGUACGGUGGAAACGCGUACCUUCAGCAUCGAUUACGAUAACGAUACCUUCCUGAAGGAUGGCAAGCCGUUUCAGUACGUAGCCGGUUCGUUUCACUACUUCCGGGCCUUACCGCAAAGCUGGCAGUCCAUUCUGCAAUCGAUGCGUGCUGCGGGACUCAACGCAAUCACUACUUACGUAGAAUGGUCGCUGCAUAACCCAAAGGACGAGGUGUACAACUGGGAUGGAAUGGCCGACAUUGAACACUUCAUACAAUUGGCCGCCGAGGAGGAUCUGUACGUCAUUUUGCGCCCUGGUCCGUACAUCUGUGCGGAACGUGAUAUGGGAGGUUUGCCGGCCUGGUUGCUGCACAAGUAUCCCGACAUUCAACUGCGGACCAACGAUAUCCGCUACCUUCGUGAGAUAAGAUCGUGGUAUGCGCAACUUUUCUCGCGCUUACAACGGUUUCUGUACGGCCAGGGUGGUCCGAUCAUCAUGGUGCAGGUGGAAAACGAGUAUGGGUCGUUCUUUGCCUGCGAUCACAAGUACUUAAACUGGUUGCGCGACGAAACGGAUCGUUACGUUAAUGGAAACGCAGUGCUCUUCACCAACAACGGACCGGGGCUGGAGCAGUGUGGUGCCAUAGAACAUGUGCUCAGCUCACUAGACUUUGGGGCUGGAACCGAGGAAGAAAUCAAUGGCUAUUGGGCACAGCUGAGGAAAACGCAACCAAAAGGGCCACUGGUAAACGCGGAAUACUAUCCGGGCUGGUUGACCCAUUGGCAAGAGACACACAUGGCCCGUGCAGACAUUAAAACAGUCGUCGACAGCUUGGACUUUAUGCUGCGAAACAAAGUCAAUGUUAACAUUUAUAUGUUUUUCGGUGGGACUAAUUAUGGCUUCACGGCUGGGGCAGACAGUCAAGGAUCUGGUGGCUAUGUCGCGGUUGUAACGUCUUACGAUUACGAUGCCCCGUUGUCCGAAAGCGGUGAUCCCACUGACAAAUAUUUUGCCAUUCGUGACACCAUUCUCAAGUACUUUCCAACACCCAACGUUACUGUUCCAUCAAGGGGACCUAAGAUGGAGCUUCCACCGUUAGCCAUGUGCCCUGUGGGUAGUAUAUUGGAACCGGAAGCUCUGGGGCGUCUCGCCACGGUAACUGUAACCAACAAGGUACCAAUGUCGUUCGAGGAAUUGGACCAAGUGUCGGGCCUUGUACUGUACGAAGCACUCAUACCGGAAGACAUCAAAACCGAUCCGUACAAACUGACCGUGGAAGGAGUGCACGAUCGUGGAUACGUAUUCGUCGACGACAAAUUCAUUGGCGUACUAUCCAGGGAAAACUUAGUCAACUCUCUGCCAAUAAGCUUAGACAUGGGACGAACGCUUCGGGUGAUGGUGGAAAACCAGGGACGCAUUAAUUUUGCCAUACCAAACGAUUUCAAAGGAAUUGUCGGUGAGGUUUACAUCAAUACGAAGCAAAUUUUCAACUGGACCAUGUAUGGAAUUCCACUGGAAGAUUCUCGGACCGUAAAGCAAAUGAUUUUUGACCAGCAGAAGAAGGAAUCGAAGCAGUUGAAUAGAAAUGACAUGUUCAGCAAUAGUGGCGAGCAGGGUGUCCAGCCCAUGACUUUGUACUAUACAACGUUUGAUAUAGCCUCUGAGAUCGACGACACCUAUCUCAACCCAACCGGAUGGGGUAAAGGACUAAUUUUCAUCAAUGGCGUCAACGUCGGAAGGUAUUGGCCCGUUGUAGGACCGCAGGUAACACUGUACGUUUCAAAGAACAUUUUAAAAGCAAAGGGCAACGUUCUAGCGCUCCUAGAGUAUCAAAAGCAAUCCGCAACCAUUCCGACAGUAAACUUUACUUCCACUCCUAUAUUCAAUUGACUCCAGCCAUCUGUUUAAUUAUGUUCGUAAAUGUUUAAUGUUUUUAAUAAGAAAUUUUUUUCAAAUAAAAAUUUGUAAUCCAUCAAGCAUCACUAUAACCUCACACCGUGGCAUAGAAAAGAUAUGAAACUAAACUGCGGCAUAUCCUAUCUUAUCAGGUUUGACCCGGUUUCAAUAGAAAUAAAUCAUCAUUCGUGGUCGAUCAUAGUGCAAGUACUUAUCACGAGCAGAACCACUGAAACGUAAGAAUUUCAAAGGUGCUCUUAAGUUUUCUAUACCAAUACUUUUAAGCUACACAGACCGAAAAGGAAAAUCCGGAAAGAAUACAAAGGUGCCUCAAUCGGUUCUACCUUCCGCCUUAACCACGUGCCUCUCUGAGCGCCACUUUCAAACAAAGCGAACUCGAAAACACGGCCCAAUGGACGUGUUGCGACGGCAAAACAUGACCCGAAGUACCAUACUUAGUAUAACCGCCUGCCGAUUGAAUGAAAAUUAAAUGUAGAACGCCUGCAAACUGAGGUCCCAUCGGUGACGAUCGUGUUGGUCCCGCGCACUUUUAAUCGUGGCGCGAACAGCGAAGCAACGGCACAGCAAGACAAUUCACGCCAGUUUCGAUUAGACUCGCGGGUGAUAAGUUCGGUUAGUUAGCCGCGGUUAGGACUUUCGAGUGAGGCUUAGUGUACGAAAGCACAUCCCACAGUUUGCUCGAGUGUCGUUGGUCUUGUUGAUUGACGGCUAAUAGUAGAGCACUACCAGGCAACAGCACGACAAGUCGACCCACUAUAAAACAUCGGCCAUUCGAUCGGACACCCUCGCGGUAGAUGUUUCUGAUUUGAAUGUCCAGUAAAGUUUUUAAUAACCGAUGGAAAGCCACAUGACAUCGUAACUAACAAACGAGGAAAUUUA